CGCAGUCUCCUUUACAUCUUCUGGAAUGAACCCGCAGCGCCCCGGCUGACAAAGUCCCAGUAGUCCGCUGGCAGCGCGAGCCUCUCCUGUCCCGUCAACCAGGCCAGAGAGAGAGCCCUGAGGGCAGCAUGUGAAUGGAGGUGGAGACGUGUGUUGCCGCUGCCACUGGUGCUGCUGCUGCUGCGGAGGGAGAGGAGAAGGGGAGGAGAGUCAGAGUCAGACUCACCCCCACCACCAUCACCACCACCACCGCUAGAGCCACUGCUGCUGCCGCCACUGUGCCCGACGGCACUCUCACCGCCAUGGCCAAGGGAGAGAGAGCUGCCGCCGAGGGCUCCCAGACAAGCAGGCUGGUCAUGAAGCAUCCAAAGACCACCUACGUCAAAGCACCACACCUGACCAGAGUGGACCAGAAGCUGUCAGUGGGCAGUAAGCUAUGUUUCGCCAUCGGGGGAGCGCCCAAUCAGGUCGCCGGAAGUGCCACAGCCUUCUUCCUGCAGAUCUUCCUAUUGGACGUCGCCCAGAUUAACCCUUUCCAGGCCUCCAUGGUGCUGUUCAUUGGUAAGGCCUGGGGGGCCUUCACCGACCCUGUGGUGGGCUUCUUCAUCACCAAGAGCAGGUGGACCAGAAUCGGACGCCUCAUGCCAUGGAUGGUGGGGUGCACUCCCUUUGUGGUGGUGGCCUACUUCUAUCUCUGGUUCGUCCCGCCCUUCGCCCACGGCAAGUUCAUGUGGUACAUCGGCUUCUACUGCCUCUACCAGACCCUCAUCACGUGUUUCCACGUGCCGUACUCAGCCCUCACCAUGUUCCUCAGUACGGAUCAGAAGGAGCGCGACUCAGCCACGGCCUACCGCAUGACGGCAGAGGUUCUGGGCACGCUCAUUGGGGCUGCCAUCCAGGGCCAGAUCGUGGCAGGUGCCCACACGUUGAAGCACUGUCUGCACCACAACCUCUCUGCCAGUCACCUGGGUAAUGGCAGUGGUGCAGAGGUCAUCCGCAGCCUGGCGCUGUCUCAGGACUUCCUGUCUCACGCGAAAGAGGUGUACAUGAUUGCAGCCGGAGUAAUUGGGGGGAUAUUUCUGAUCUGCACCGUCGUAAUGUUCCUAGGAGUUAAAGAGAAGGACGAUCCGUACGCCCCAAAGACUGAGAAGCCUACCCCCUUCCACGAGGGCUUGGUGCUGGUGAUGCGCCAUGGGCCCUACCUCACUCUCACCGCAGCCUUCCUCUUCAUCUCCGUGGCCAUCCAGCUGGUGCAGAGUAAUUUCGUCCUGUUCUGCACAUAUGCCGUGGACCUUCGAGAACAUUUCCAGAACAUUGUUUUGACCAUCCUGAUCUCGGCUGUGGUGAGCAUCCCGUUCUGGCAGUGGUUCCUGGAGAGGUUCGGCAAGAAGACGGCAGCCUUCUGUGGCAUCACGUGGAUGAUGCCCUUCACGGUCAUGCUGGUGUCCAUCCCCAACCUGGUGGUGGCCUACGUGGUGGCUGUCUCCUCUGGCCUCAGCGUCGCCGCCUCACUGCUGUUGCCUUGGUCGAUGCUUCCUGACGUGGUGGAUGACUUCAGGCUGGCGAACCCCUUCUCCAAGGGCCACGAGCCUAUCUUCUACUCCUUCUACGUCUUCUUCACCAAGUUUGCUGCCGGGAUAUCACUGGGGGUCUCCACACUUUGCUUGGAAUUUGCAGGCUACGACACGGGAGCGUGUCGGCAACCCCCUCCGGUGGCCUACACUCUGAAGCUUCUGAUUGGUGCGGCGCCCGUGGCCUUCAUCGUGACUGGACUGAUGAUCCUCCUCUUCUAUCCAAUCAGCGAGGACGUGCGACUCCGGAACAAGCUGGCGCUGGAGGACCUCAGGUUGCAGUCUGUAUAAAGAGGCCACUCCAUUGGCUGUGACAUGACAGUGCUCAUUUCCUAUAAUCUCUCCAAAUGUAUAAAGCAUGUAACAUCAUGCGGCAACGUUUAAUUAACCUUACUCGAAACUCUGGCUGUAAAUGCUUCAGAGCAGUCCUUCAAGACACUUAAGAGGUCACCGCUGGCAUCUUAACUGUUGCCGUUUGUUGACCAAAGGAAGAGGUGCUGUGCUUUUAUUCUGAAGUGUCAGGAGUUUUUAUCUGUAAGAGCGGGCCCUAUCGAGAAGGUCAAAGGGCAUCUGUUUCGAGCCCUGUAUAGAGAGAGUAACUGUGUAGCGUGAUAGCUACUGAACUGAGAAACGGCUAACAGGAUGAUUUCCUUUUUUUAACAUUCCAGGCUUUAUCUGGGAUGAGUUGUGUUAGUGUAUAUUACACUGUGGAAGAGUAAUACUACAAAUAAUAGAUGUUUGUCAUGUAAACAUUUUAAGUUUGUUUCUGUACUUUCACAAGAACUUGUGAGUUGUUAUUAUUAUUGCUUAAGGAUUGUAUUGUGAUAUUUGAUUAAAGAUAUAACCAAUGAUGACGACGACUGGUUAUUGCGUAUAGAGUUAAAUUUCUUUUCACCU
Engraulis encrasicolus (European anchovy) is the source of this 2468-nucleotide messenger RNA. It is a transcript of the gene mfsd2b, whose product is annotated as MFSD2 lysolipid transporter B, sphingolipid. The coding region runs from base 135 to 1862 and encodes 575 amino acids. Gene Ontology annotation, cellular component: plasma membrane. The transcript is spliced from 14 exons. The record is from RefSeq and is a predicted model, not a curated record. Lineage: Eukaryota; Metazoa; Chordata; Actinopteri; Clupeiformes; Engraulidae. Gene Ontology annotation, biological process: carbohydrate transport. Gene Ontology annotation, molecular function: sphingolipid intramembrane carrier activity; symporter activity.